AAAACCCAAAAUUAUUGGAAACUAAAGAAGGAUUUGCUCUUCCUCAUAGAGAAGUUCAGGCAAGGCCUUUUUUCCUCUUCAGGAUAAAGAUGGUUUCCUCUGAAACACGAAACAAACUUAUCCAUCAAGCCACUUGUUUCUGUCUGUUAGCAAUCUUGAUUCAUCCAACAACCUCCAGUGAUCUGUUUCGUGUUGGUCUGAAGAAGAGACGGCUUGAGCUCGAUGAUAUCAGGAAGCUGAAAUAUUCACAACACCCCACCACAGAUGACCAGUCUUUUGCUGUUGUAGGAGGUGAUUCUAGUGAACAAAACCAGGUGAUUCUUAAAAACUUCUUGGAUGCUCAAUACUACGGAGUUAUUGGAAUUGGAACGCCUUCGCAGGAAUUUGAAGUUAUAUUCGAUACUGGAAGUUCCAAUCUCUGGGUUCCAUCUUCAAAAUGCUACUUCUCUCUGGCUUGUUAUCUCCAUCCCAAGUACAAGUCAACGAAAUCCAAAACAUACACCAAGAAUGGAAAGACGUGUACAAUAACUUAUGGGUCGGGGUUGAUCUCUGGCUUCUUUAGUGAGGACAAUGUGAAAGUUGGUGAUCUUGUAGUUAAGAAUCAGGAGUUUAUCGAAGCUACAAGCGAAGGGAGUCUUUCUUUUCUCCUUGGAAAGUUUGAUGGUCUACUCGGGUUAGGAUUUCAGGAGAUUUCAGUCGGAAAUGCCGUACCAAGUUUUCACAACAUGGUGGAUCAAGGUGUUGAUCCGGCCCACUUCAAAGGCAACCACACCUAUGUCCCUGUCAUUAGAGAAGGCUAUUGGCAGUUUAACAUGGGAGAUAUCUUAGUCGGUAACAACUCAACUGGUUUUUGUGAGCAAGGUUGUGCUGCAAUUAUGAACUCAGGAACUUCACUACUUGCUGGACCAACUACUGUUAUCACGCAAAUUAACCACGCAAUUGGCGCUGAGGGCAUUGUAAGCGCGGAGUGCAAGGGUGUUGUCUCUCAAUACGGAGAAAUGAUAUGGGAUCUUUUAGUAUCAAAGGACGGGAAUAAAAACAGUGGUGGAGAAAGAAACAUCAUCACUUCUAUGUGAAGUUUGUGAGAUGACUGUUGUUUGGGUUCAAACAAAACUGAAACUGAAUGAAACCAAAGAGAAAGCGUUUGAAUACGUAAACCAGCUUUGUGAGAGCCUUCCAAGUCCCGCAGGUGAAUCAAUUAUCGACUGCAAGAACAUCGAAAACAUGCCAAAUGUUACAUUCACAAUUGGAGUACAUUCUCAAAACUGGAGUAGGCUAUGCUGAGAUGUGCAUAAGCGGGUUUUCGGCUUACGAUUUGCCUCCACCGACUGGUCCUCUCUGGAUUAUUGGGGAUGUCUUUAUGGGAGCCUACCACACCGUAUUUGAUUCAGAAAAUCUUCAAAUCGGAAUCGCAGAAGCUACAUAAACUUAUGUACACCAGUUUAUCUAUGUAUGGUUAUCCGUAUAUAUAAGUACGUUAUGUAUCGAUGACUCCAUGUAAUAAUCUCUAUCAGAACUUUUAAGAUAAUAUAGUUACGUACGUACGUUCC
Camelina sativa (false flax) is the source of this 1550-nucleotide messenger RNA. NCBI's taxonomy places the organism in Eukaryota, Viridiplantae, Streptophyta, Magnoliopsida, Brassicales, Brassicaceae. The record is from RefSeq and is a predicted model, not a curated record.